CAGCAGGUCGGACAUUCGAUCUUUUCAAGUAGCGAGCGAAGAGCUGCGGACGGCAGACGCGAAAACUCUGAUAAACUUGAGGAGCUUCCGUCAAUGAACAUGUGUCCGAACAAUUUAAGAAGGGCUUGAUCGUUGUCUGUUUUGCCAUGACCAAGAUCAAGCUCUUGAGAGCGAAGGUUGACUUGUUUAUCUCGGUAGCCGCAACUCAGACAACACCAUGAUUUCCAAGGACGAAAUCUUGCAACCUCAAGUCAACGAAAGCCUCCCAUCGGCCUCACAGAAGGAGCAAAAGAAGAACGAUAUAAUCACGCAAGCCAACGAGGAUACUGCAGACGAUCUAGUCAAAACCCCUCUCGAGUCUGACACCCCCGGUGUCAAGAAAGUCGAGCGUUUCAGCCAUGUUCUCUACCACUCCGGUAGAUCGGGGCGCCUACUCUUAUACGUCCUUGCUGCCUCCGUUGGUCUGACAAUGUUCGGCUAUGCCCUCGACCAAGGCAUCACUUCACAGUUCACUGUCAUAGCAGCAUCGGCCUUCUCGCACCAUGCUGAAAUCAGCGCCGUCAAUACUGCCGCCUCGAUCAUCCGCGCCAUCUCAAAGCCUUUCAUUGGAAAGCUCUCGGAUAUCACAUCACGUCCAACUUGCUACCUCAUCGUACUGAUAUUCUAUGUUAUUGGAUUCGUGGUGGCAGCGACUUGCCAUGACAUCGGUGCCUAUGUUAUCGGUAUUUCGUUCACUGCGUUUGGGAAGUCGGGAUUGGACUUGUUGGGCGACAUCAUUGUGGCAGAUCUCACACCGCUGGAGUGGCGCGCUUUCUGGAGCGGCUUACUCAGUAGCCCGUUUAUCAUCACGGUGUUUGUCAACGGCUUCAUCGCUGAUGCCAUGAUUCCUGACCACUGGCGCUGGGGUCUCGGCAUGUUCGCAAUAAUGAUGCCAGUCCUCCUGAUUCCUGCGAUCUGGACACUCUACGGUGUACAGAGACGAGCAGACAAGCUUGGUGCUAUCAGUUUCGGUGAAGCUGGUGUGGCCCGUAGAGAAGGUAUCAAGGUUCGUACCGGCAGCGACUACCUCAACCUCGCCUGGCGCGGCAUCAUCGACAUUGACCUCGCCGGUCUCAUCCUUCUUGGUUUCGGUUUCGCUCUUGUGCUCCUAUCCUUCAACCUUGCGAAGACAGCCAAAGGAGGUUGGAGCAACCCGUCCAUGAUCGCUAUGCUUGUUGUCGGCUGCAUCGUCCUUGGACUGUUCGCUGCGUUCGAGAUCCUGGUCGCACCAAAACCGAUCAUGACCCGCCGGAUCUUCAGGAACAGAGCCUUCAUCUGUGCUCUGGUAGUUGAUGUCACUGGUCAGAUGGGGAGCUCGACACGCGCGACCUACUUCUCUUCAUACGUUUACAUUAUCAAGAACUGGUCAAACUACGCCUGGAACACAUACCUGAACACCAACACCUUGGUGCUUUGCCUCUUCGGUCCACUCGGUGGUCUGAUUCACCGCUACUCACAUCGCUACAAGACGCUAAUGGUCCUUGGUGCCAUCCUCAAGCUCAUUGGCAACGCUAUUCUGAUGACGACCGAUGUCCGCAGCACCCAAAACACAGGCGCUCUUGUUAUGUCUCAGCUCUUGCUGGGCUGUGGAGCCUUCACAGUCAUUGGCGCACGCGUUGGGUCUCAGGCUUCAGUUCCACACGAAGACUUGUCUUCAGCUAUCGCGAUCGUUGCGCUGUGGAGUACACUGGCUUCUUCAGUAGGAUCCACCAUCGCUGGGUCCAUCUGGAAAGACAAGAUGUUACCAUACAUGCGCGAAGAGAUGCCUGACGUGUCGGAGAAAACAAUCAGGGCAAUUUACAACAGUAUCAAGACAUUGAGAAUACAAUACAACUGGGAAGAUCCGAUUCGACAGGGCGCUGUGAGAGCCUACACUCGCGUCAACGGCACACUAUUUCUGGUGGCCGUGAUUCUAAACAUCCUGCCUGUAAUCUUUUCGCUAUGCAUGCCUGAUUAUUACCUCGGAAAGCAGCAAAACGCUGUGACGAACAAGGGUGUCGAUGGUCAACUCGUGGAGACUGAACGAAGAGCAGAAGAGACCGAAAAGACCGGACUGUGGGUGAAAGUGCAAAGCUUAUACCGCAAAGAAACAUGAAGCAUCGGCUACUAUGACCAUGCCAUCGAGCCUUGCAGGAGUAUGGUCAGAUAAGGGUUUUGCUUCCCUUUAGGGCCAAGAUGUGGCGCCUCUUCGCAUGCUAACCCGUCGUUCGGGCCACCGAGGCAUGACAGUUAGAUGUUGUACCAUAAAGUGCUCUAUACCUUUACAUUUGCAUCCGUAUUUAUAUCAAACCACUUCCUCCCAUA
Macroventuria anomochaeta is the source of this 2343-nucleotide messenger RNA. Its product is annotated as MFS general substrate transporter. The coding region runs from base 218 to 2134 and encodes 638 amino acids. The transcript has 3 exons. Gene Ontology annotation, molecular function: transmembrane transporter activity. The record is from RefSeq and is a predicted model, not a curated record. Lineage: Eukaryota; Fungi; Ascomycota; Dothideomycetes; Pleosporales; Didymellaceae. Gene Ontology annotation, biological process: transmembrane transport.